Molecule: messenger RNA, 1241 nt
Organism: Stegastes partitus (bicolor damselfish)
Lineage: Eukaryota; Metazoa; Chordata; Actinopteri; Pomacentridae
Product: gastrula zinc finger protein XlCGF8.2DB-like
Exons: 2
Biological process (GO): embryo development; regulation of transcription by RNA polymerase II
Cellular component (GO): nucleus
Molecular function (GO): DNA-binding transcription factor activity, RNA polymerase II-specific; RNA polymerase II transcription regulatory region sequence-specific DNA binding
Source: RefSeq, a predicted model, not a curated record
GAGGAAGUGUUCCUGGAGCAGCGGCGGCGGAGAGCCCCCCUGCAGCUCUCGGUCCAGAAACAGGAUCUUCCCAUCGAGCAGGAUGCCUGUGAGGAGAGGACGGACCUGUGCGAGGACGACCAGGAGCUCCCGCACAUCAAAGAAGAACAGGAGGUGGAACCACUGACAGCUCAGGCUUGUGAAAAGCAGGAGGACACUGACACCAAAGACUCCAUGUUUAACAUCAUUUAUGUGCAGAGAAGUGAUGAGGAAGGACGACAUUCACCACGUCAAAGCCAAACAGGUGAAGAUAAAGAGGGAGACCUUUUGCCUGGCAGCUCAUCUCAACCCGGUGGAGAAGGUGCAUCGGAGCCGACCAGCGACUGUCAGAUGAGUGAAGGAAGUGAUGAGGACUGGAGAGACGGUGGAGAGCCUCACUCUGACGUGAACAGGAACAAACCACAGAGAGCUGGUGAGGCAGUGGACAGGCCGUACACCUGCAGCGUUUGUAACAAGAACUUCAGGAUUAAAUCCAUCCUGACUCGCCACAUGAAGACGCACACGGGGGAGAAGCCCUACAGCUGCGGCGUUUGUGGCAAAAGCUUCAUCCAGCGCUCCUAUCUGCAGACUCACAUGAACUCCCACUCCGGACAGAAGCCGUACAGGUGCAGUUUUUGUGGCAGAGGGUUCACGCAGGUGGGAAACAUGAACGCCCACAUACGAAUCCACACGGGAGAGAAACCUCACAGCUGCACUGACUGCGGCAAAAGCUUCAGAGAGAAAGCGGACCUCAUCAAGCACACAAUAAUCCACACUGGUGAGAAGACGUAUAGCUGCACCGUUUGUAAUAUGAAAUUCAGCGCCCAGUCGAACCUCACGCGCCACAUGAAGACGCACUCGGGGGACAGACCUUACAGUUGCACUGCUUGUGGAAAAAAAUUCAUCCGGCGCUCUCAUUUGAUCAUUCAUAUGAAGACUCACACCGGAGAGAGUCUGUAGAUUUAAGAAACUGUUUUCUGCACAUUUGACUGAUAAUUUCUUCGAUAGAGUGGAUGAGGACACACGCUAGAUGAAUUGAUCUUGUACCGGACAUUUUUAUCUCCUCCAUAAUAAUUAGUUUGUCCGUGAUGCCUUUUCUAGUGAUCCUGUGUGAUACAAUUUAAUUGCUGUCAACAAAUCCCACAAGAAGAGCAACACAAAGUGUUUAGCAGCUCUCAGCCUUUGACCAAUUAAGUCCCACUGAACAUAUAAAUCAUAAAGAU